Messenger RNA from Theobroma umbraticum, 3359 nucleotides. Its product is annotated as mechanosensitive ion channel protein 10-like. The record is from RefSeq and is a predicted model, not a curated record. Gene Ontology annotation, biological process: monoatomic anion transport; detection of mechanical stimulus; transmembrane transport. Gene Ontology annotation, cellular component: plasma membrane. Gene Ontology annotation, molecular function: mechanosensitive monoatomic ion channel activity. Lineage: Eukaryota; Viridiplantae; Streptophyta; Magnoliopsida; Malvales; Malvaceae.
GGAUCUGGCUGUCCGCUUUGUUUUUCUUGGCUUAGGUGCAAGCUUUUAUUGUUCUCCUUAUCUUGAUUAGGAUUAGAGGAUUCAUGUCUAUCGCCGUCAAUGAUUUUGGCGCGAUGCUUUUGUAAGAUCUUUACUUUCACAUGCCCGGGCCAUGAUAAUGUGCCAUGAAAAGUCUAUUGCAAAUAGCAAGAGACUUGGAAUGGCAUAUGAGCCAUUGAGGCAAAUAAAAUCACCUUUCCAAAUAUAAAAGUCAGUGAAGGGUUAGAACAAUGACAAGGCGUUGGAGGAAGGCCGGGGGUGCUGUUGGUGGUUACUUUUCCAACUUGUUUCAUUUCUUUCGUUUUGCUUACAAAUUUUAUCUCUUUACUUCAUGUUGAAAACCAAGUCUACAGUUCUCAUGAAGUUACAAUCUUAUUUCGCCUUUGCUAUCAAGCUACUUUGACUUCCUCUUGGAACUCUGUUUUCUUUCCCUUUUGCUCCCAAAAAGCAUUUCUAGCUCCCCCACCCCCACCAGUGCGCCACCUUCAAUUUGCAUGUCGGGACAGUGCAUCCAAUAAAAACCUCACAUUAUAUCCCUUUCGGUUACAAUAUCAUUCACAAUUCUUAAAAGUUGUAUCAUUUUCAUUUGCCCACUUUCUCUCUACAUUCUUUUCGUUCCUAAUGGCCUCAAGAAACCACCAUCCUAUGUUGAAAGCUACAUAGCACUGCAGGAAGAGGAAGUGAAUUAAUUUCUUAAAUAAUUUUAAUACAGUUUAGUAAAGAGUCAAUUAAAACCUAACAAUCUCAGUUAUGAGGUCAUAAAUUUAGUAAUUAAGUUAUAUUUAAAUUCUAAUUAAACAUAUGAAUUUUCAAAAAAGAAUUAAAACAACAAGAAGUUGCUUAUAAUGAUUUUGUUUCCCAUAUUUCACUUUCAUCUUUAGCUCCAAUGCUUUUAAGUUUUAACCACACAAUCAUAGUGGGAUUGCAGCUUUAUAUAUACUUGUAGGGAUGAAGCCCCAGAAAUGGGUUGGAGUAGUAGUGUAAAUUGGCAGCCUUUUGUCGGCAAAUAUUAAGAGAGGAGUUGGGUCGAUUUGCACUAAGCCGGAAAUGGAGAAAAGGGCAAAGUCUGAUCAGGUGGUUGUCAUCCUGGACCAAGGAAACCCUGUAAGUCCAUCAAUGGAAACCGAGCUCAAGGACGGCCAAACGGCUGCAGAAACAAAGCCCCAAAUUCCCAAGAGAGCAAAAACUCUACGCCGCCUCAGCGUCUCCAAACCCAAAGCUCGGUUUCUUGAGUAUAACUAUCCCCAGAAAAGGUUCCCUGAGUCCAACGAUCUUGAGCCGCUGCUUGACGACAUCCACCAAUCUUCAACAGAUGAGGAUGAGGAUGACGAUAACGAUGACAAUGAAGAGGAGUGGAACGAUGAGUUUGACGAAGAUGGUGGAGAAAAGGGGCAAAAAAUACACCAAAAGAGGAGGAAGAAAAAGUUGAACUGGAGACUCUUGACUGAAUGGGUUCUGUUUUUCGUUAUAACGACGUGCUUGAUCUGUUCUCUCACGAUAGAAUCUCUCAAGACAAAGCGUUCGUGGGGGCUUGAGAUCUGGAAAUGGUGCCUUAUGGUGUUGGUGACCUUCUGCGGCCGCCUAGUUUCCGGAUGGUUGAUUGCUGUCGCUGUCUUUUUCAUUGAACGAAACUUCAUGCUUAGAGAGAAAGUGCUCUACUUCGUCUAUGGACUAAGGAAGAGCAUCCAAAACUGCAUCUGGUUAGGCCUAGUCCUUCUUUCAUACACCUUCAUGUUCGACACCAAAGUUCACAGCAAGGAAAACAAGGUGCUCAGAAAGGUGUUUCAAGCGUUAGUAGCUGUGUUGCUCGGUGCAAUCAUAUGGCUUAUCAAGAUCGUGUUGGUCAAAAUGCUGGCCUCAUCUUUCCAUGUGACAACGUACUUUGAUCGAAUGAAGGAAAGUGUCUUCCACCACUACAUCUUGGAUACGCUCUCAGGUCCGCCCAUGGACGAGCAAAUCAUAAUGCAUGAACAGCAUCAUAGCCUAAGCGAAUCCAAGUCAUUGCCAUCAAACUGGAAGCAGAAAAAGUGGAAAGAAGCGAGAAAUACCUACAAGUCGAAGAAGUUCGGGUCGAGGAAAAUUGACAUGGAAAUGCUAAGGGAGCUCAGCAUGGAGAGGCCAGGCUCUGCGUGGAGCGUGAAGAGGCUGGCAAGCUACGUGAUGUCUUCAGGGUUAUCGACUAUUUCGAAGACAGUAGACGAUUUUGGAAAGGCGGAGUCGGAGAUUACUAGUGAGUGGGAGGCUAGAAACACCGCGCAAAGGAUCUUCAAGAAUGUGGCUAAGCAGGGAGCCAAGUAUAUUGAAGAGGAAGAUCUAAUGAGAUUCCUGAAGGGGGUUGAAGUUUACACCAUAUUCCCACUAUUUGAAGGAGCUCUCGAGACCGGAAGAAUUUCAAAAUCUUCCUUUAGAAAUUGGGUGGUUCGAGCUUAUUUUGAACGAAAAUUUCUAGCACAUUCGCUGAAUGAUACCAAAACAGCUGUGCAACAACUGCAUAAGCUAGCAAGUGCGGUGGUCGUCGUGAUCAUAGUCGUGGUAUCCCUCUUGGUAAUGGAGGUAGCAACAUAUAGGAUAGUGUUUCUUGUCUUAACACAGCUAGUUGUUGCCGGGGUCAUGUUCCAGAACACUUGUAAGAUGGUGUUCGAAUCCAUUGUCUUCAUCUUCAUCAUGCAUCCUUUCGACAUUGGCGAUCGCUGCGUCGUCGACGGUGUUCAGAUGAUUGUGGAGGAAAUGAAUAUAUUGACUACCGUAUUCCUUCGGUAUGAUAUGGAGAAGAUUUAUUAUCCGAAUUGGGUCCUGCUCUCGAAGCCAAUCAGCAACUUCUACCGAAGUCCAGAAAUGGGUGAUACGGUUGAUUUCCAGAUUGACAUUUCCACGUCCCUGGAGACUAUCAUGGCACUGAAGAAGGCAAUCCAAGCAUACAUCGAGAGCAAGCCCAAGUAUUGGAACCCGAAGCACGCAGUGAUAGUGAAACAGAUAGAGAAUCUUAACAAGCUGAAGAUGAGCUUAUGCGUCCAACACACGAUCAAUCAUCAGAAUUAUGGAGAGCGCAGCAAUCGGAUCACAGAGCUCAUUCUCGAGCUGAAGAAAAUCUUCGAAAACCUUGAGAUCAAGUACCAUCUUCUUCCGCAAGAGGUCCGUCUUAGCCAAGUCAAUCUGGACAACUGGAGGAUGAUGCAGUGAUCCACCUGCUCGUCGUUUAUAUCUUUGUUGAAGCCAUGAUGGACCCAAUUCUAUUUCCUUCAUUUUUAAAACUCAUCUAUCUGUACUCAUGCAUUGUAUUUUGAAUAACUUAGAAUUUGAAUAAAUACGUUAAUUUUAAA